AUGGGGAAUUGUAUAGUAAUGGAGAAAAAAGUGAUAAAGAUAAUGAGAGAUGAUGGCAAAGUAGUUGAAUACAGAGGACCCAAGAAGGUUCAUCACAUCCUGACACAAUUCUCAAAUCACUACUCUCUCUUCGACUCCCUCUCCAACAACUGUCAUCUUCAUCCACAAUCCAAGCUUCUCUGUGGUCAUCUCUACUAUCUGAUGCCCAAGGAGAUGGCCACAAUCAAGAAGAAGAAGACGACGAUGAAGAAAGUCAGGUUUGCAAAUCCAGAGGUGGAGAAGAAAGUAGAAGAAGAAGAAGAAGAUAGAUAG
This is a messenger RNA of Microthlaspi erraticum, 312 nucleotides long. Lineage: Eukaryota; Viridiplantae; Streptophyta; Magnoliopsida; Brassicales; Brassicaceae. The record is from the annotation of a GenBank genome assembly.